AUGAUUCAGAGGAAAGAGGUGGUGCUCUCCGUCUUGGGGGAGCUGCAGGAGGCAACAGAGUCCAUGGGCCUGGAUGCGCUGAUUAAAGUGGCCCUGGAAGUGGAGCAGGUCCUCGCCCCCUUCCAUCUCCCCACAGCACUGUGCACGGAGAUCUCCUCUUGGAUGGGCGUUGAUGGGGUGGCUCACAGACUCUACCCAGCAGAUGCACCAGCUGGCUUGCUUCCUCUGGUCUGCAAAGGGGAGGGGAACCUGCUGUUUGAUGCUGCAAGCAUGCUACUGGUGGGCUCCACAAGCCUGAGCUUGGAGCUGCAGGUGAGGACGGUGGUGGAGAUGCUGCUAUGGAAGCAGUACUACCUCUGCGGCAUGAUCGACUCCAAGGUGAUGCUGCAGGCAGCCAGGUUUUCUCUCUGCGCCGAGGAGUCCCAGGACAUGCUCAAGCUUCCCAUGCAAGUGCUAGAGGCCAUCUUUGAUGCAGAUGUUAAGGCCUCCUGUUUCCCUGGCUCUUUUGCUAACAUGUGGCAUGUCUAUGCGUUGUCAUCUGUCCUCCAGUGCAACAUCUACUCCAUCUACCCCAUGUAUAACCUGAAGAUCAGGCCCUAUUUCAACCGUCUCAUUCGCCCCAGAACAUGCCCCAAGGACACUGAACCAUUCACCCUCCACAUUAUGUGGUCUGGUGAAUUGGAAGCGGGCUCCAUAUUCAAACCUCACAACUUUGUCGCCUUGAUUCAUGCCAGUGACCUCAAAAUUGGAAGCCCCAGCAGCGAACAGCGGUUGCCAUCUGUGAAGUCUUUAGAUCUGCUAAGUCAGGACUCUCAGCUGUCUUAUUCCACGCUCAAAGACAAGUUCAACAUCACAAAGAGCACCUUCUAUCGCUGGAGGCGGCAGAGCUCAGAGUACCACAAGAAAUCAGUGGCCAGGUAUGAAGCAAAACACUUUUUUCAGGCCUGCUACAAGGAAGGGAAGCUCAUCCCUCAGAACCAGUUCAAAGAGUUCUUUCCAGAAAUUUCCAGAUCUACAUACUAUGCCUGGAAACAUGAACUCAUGUCCACUGGCAGUAUUGCCUCUGGAAGCUCAACUGGAGAGCUGAGUCCUGGCGAUAGCAUUGAACAGGACUACUGGUCCUCCCCAGAGAUCAAGAAACAACCCAGUGAGGAAGGUUUUGCCAGCAUGCAAGCCCUCAAGUCUGAAAAACUAGAGGGUGAUCGGGCUCAGAAUGCGGCGCUGAUGCAGGAGGCAAAGAAAAGCCUCCAGAACUGCAUCGCCACAAACACCUCAUUCCCCUACAGAAUCUUCAAAAGACGGUUUCCAGGAAUCUCGAGAUCCACAUAUUACAACUGGAGGAGGGAAGCCAUGCUGUUCACACCUUUCAGAGAUCUCUCAGGGAGUGGCGAAGAAAGUUCAGACGCUGAUAAAACCCAGAAUCCAAAAGAGAAGCUGUUGCCAGCUUUGCUAGAGAGCCGCAGGGUGACCCCCAGAGUUAGGAUCUCCAGGCGCAGUCAGAAGAGUCUCAGGCUCAUCUACCUGCAGAAGAAAAAGCUCAGAGAAGAGGCCAAAGCAUGUGUUCAGAACUCAAAGAUGUCGCUGUUCAAAUUCAAGCUCAAGUUUCCCUCCAUCUCCACGUCUUACUACUGGUUUUGGAGAUAUUCCUUCAACAAGAAAGCUCAGAAAAAUCCUAAUCUGAGUUUUGAGACAGAUGAGCCUAAAGAAGCAGAUGUAACUAAAGAUCUGCUGCAACAGGUGGGAAGUCAGUCACUGUUUCCUUUUGAUGGAGCUAUGGAUUACCUGAAUAGGCAGACAGUCAGCCCGACUGAGUUCACCCUGCCUAAAUACCAUCUGUCUGACAAGAGCAGCAGUGAACAAAUGUUUGUGAUGGAUGUCGUGGCAUUAGCCAAUUUCAAGGCCAAGGCUAAACUGUUCCUGCAGCAGCGCUUUGAAGAGAAAUCUUUCCCCACUUUCAAAGAAUUUAGAUCCUACUUUCCUCUCACUCCACGCUCCACAUAUUACAUGUGGAAAAGAGCUCUGCAUCACGGAGUGCCAUUAGUUCAUGGCUGA
This is a messenger RNA of Colossoma macropomum (tambaqui), 2052 nucleotides long. It is a transcript of the gene vrtn, whose product is annotated as vertebrae development associated. Gene Ontology annotation, cellular component: chromatin. Bases 1 to 2052 code for a protein of 683 amino acids. Gene Ontology annotation, biological process: regulation of transcription by RNA polymerase II. NCBI's taxonomy places the organism in Eukaryota, Metazoa, Chordata, Actinopteri, Characiformes, Serrasalmidae. The transcript has a single exon. The record is from RefSeq and is a predicted model, not a curated record.